Molecule: messenger RNA, 876 nt
Organism: Mycena indigotica
Lineage: Eukaryota; Fungi; Basidiomycota; Agaricomycetes; Agaricales; Mycenaceae
Exons: 2
Coding region: 13-876 (287 amino acids)
Biological process (GO): tetrahydrobiopterin biosynthetic process
Molecular function (GO): 4-alpha-hydroxytetrahydrobiopterin dehydratase activity
Source: RefSeq, a predicted model, not a curated record
CAACAGCUGGAGAUGGUUCUUCGUCUUCGUCUUGCACCCCCAAGUAAAUCAUGGCCAACAGCAUGGAUAUCACGCGCAGACGCUACUGAAUUCUUGCUGCCCCUACUCUCCCAUUACGGGUGGUACCUCAGUCCAAUAACCACCAAGACUACUGGUCAUGCAGCCGGGCUCGCUCGCCAAUUCAAAUUCAACAAAAGCAACCACGCAACAGCUUUUGUCAAUGAUGUGCUGGAGCUGACAAAAACUGAAAAACACCAUCCACAAUUUCUCCACGUGACCAACUGGCCCCAGAGCUCAAAUGUGGUUAUUUGCACAACAACACAUUCUGCAUUAAUGCCUGCCACUGAUACCUUGAAAGAGUGCGUUUCCCCAGGAAUCACACUCCGGGAUGCUCGUUUCGCACUUCUUGUCUCCUCUCUUUCAUCAGCGAAUAUCGAGGCUUCUGAAGGUCCUCCCAUGCGAUGGGAUGUGUUCCAAGACACAAUAUAUCGCUGGGCAUCUUCUGUCUCUGACGAAAUUGGCGAUACUUCUUCUGGGAAGCGGAAAUGUCCGGCUUGUCAUGGUCCACACUCGCUAAUUCGUUGCACGGGACGCCAGAAAAUCCCCCCACCUCCAUGUCCCAGUUGUGGGGGACCCCAUUGGGGCGUUGACUGCUCGCUCCGAAGGCUAGCGAGGCUCCACCACAAGUCAGUAACUCAAGUCAAAACCCAAAUUCGGAGAGCUCCUCUCGUCGAGAAUAUUACUACAGCACCCACUACUUCGUGUCCUAACUGCGGUGGAGAUCAUUGGAAGAUUGAUUGCACCCAACCACACGCCCCUGCAAAGCUUUUGAACAGUUUUCGCUUUGAUUUACCUCCACCAACGAAGUUAUCAUAG